Messenger RNA from Chrysemys picta bellii (western painted turtle), 6266 nucleotides. RefSeq names its product KIAA1328 ortholog. The record is from RefSeq and is a predicted model, not a curated record. NCBI's taxonomy places the organism in Eukaryota, Metazoa, Chordata, Testudines, Emydidae.
UGUCUUGGCUCCGCUCGGCUGUAGCAGGACCAAGCUGGGGUCGGGGAGCCAAUGGGCUGCGAGCUCUGGGGGCGGCGGGGGUACUCUGGGAGUGGCGGUUGUUUCAAGAUGGCGGAUGUGGCCGCUGGGCCCGGAGGAGCCGUUUACUGGAGCAGGGACAUUUCUGAUGAAGAACAGCCAGUGGUGUAUGUGCCAGGAAUUUCUGCCGAAGGAAAUUUAAGAACAAGACAUGUGGUAAAGGGUCGAAAAAGCGAAGCUAAGCUGAAGGUCCCUGGAGCUGCUCCUUCUGUUUCCAUGGAUCCAUUUAAAAGCACAGGAGACCCAACAGGGCACCAGGUCACUAAUGAAGGCGGAGUGAAGAGUGCUUCUUUAAAGGAUUUAUGUCCCGAGGACAAGAGACGCAUUGCCAACUUAAUUAAAGAACUUGCCAGGGUAAGUGAGGAAAAGGAAGAGACAGAGGAGCGACUGAGAGCAGAACAGGAGUCAUUUGAGAAGAAGAUCAGACAACUAGAGGAGCAGAAUGAACUUAUCAUCAAGGAAAGGGAAGCUCUGCAGCAGCAGUACAGAGAAUGCCAGGAACUCCUGAGUCUAUAUCAGAAGUAUCUAUCUGAACAGCAAGAAAAGCUGACUGUCUCUCUCUCAGAGCUUGGGGCUGCCAAGCUGAAGGAGCAGCAGGUGGCCAACAAGAAGAGUCCGUGCCAGCUACCACCUUCGGAACUGGAUGGUUCUUAUUUAAGUAUAGUUAGACCACAAACGUUAUACAAGAACAAUAAAGCAUCACAGUCGGGAAGUCCAGCCCUGUUUUCAGUACCUCCGCACUGUAGAAAUAAUCAUGCUCAUGGGACCACAGCCCACUACAACCAACAGGAGGUUCUGAAUGAAUGUCCAGUGGAAAAUGGCUUGCACAGAAAAUGUAACAAUAUGAUGCUGUCAGCAAAGGAAAGGGGCCCAUACCACACACAAAUGGCUCCUGAUGUGGGCCAGAGAAUGAGUGAAUUUCAGAACACUUGUCCUCACCAAAUGAGUCAUUGGGCUUGUAUGCAGCCAGGAAGGUUGGAGAACAUUCAGGAUAGCCAAAAGGUCAGCCAUGUACCCAAAAGACAUUCGGGGCCGCUUCAUGAAACCUGUGAUAACUCUAGGCUUUCUCGAGUUUCUGGGAUGAAUGACAGUGUGGACUCUGGAUCAAAAGAAACAGAGCGUAGUAAAAGGCUGUCUGAGGAAAGAAGACAGCAGCUGCUGCUGCAGAAAAUGGAGCUGGAAGUUGAAAAGGAACGUCUCCAGCAAUUGCUUGCUAAACAGGAAGCAAAACUACUUCUGAAGCAGCAUCAGCUACACCAAUCCAGGCUGGAUUACAAUAGAUUUAAGGGCAACGUUUUUGAUUCAGAAGUGGUCACUGAUGAAGCACCAGGCGGGCCAGGAGGACCAACCCUUAUGACGAAUGGCACUGGCAUGGGGCUAAGAAGAAGACUUUGUGGUGAGAACUGGCUUCUGCAAUGUUGGCUGACUGAAAGAACAGGAAGGAGCGAACUUCACCAUCCUGGCUGCCACCCCCACCAUCUCUUAGGAUCCUGGACCUUCUCCAUCCUAACGAAUGCUGAACACCACUUGGGAUGUGAAACUUUAUCACUCAUAUUCCCUCCGAGUGUGUCCUUUUCCUUCCCCACUUUCCUUCUUCUUUUUCCUAUCCCUCUCUUUUUGUUUUCUGUUUAAUAAGAGUCUGGCCAAGACUGUAUAUUGUGUAACACUGCUGUAUCUCUGUGACCAGAAAGAGGCCGCUAAAAAGAGUGCCCUAAACAGCCCAAUGCUGGUACAAGUUUGCCAGGUCUUGGAGUAGCUAAUAAGGCCAUGUGCUAUACUUGUGUUUUUCCAGCAGUGAGGUUGCAAGUGACAUUCAGCACCAGGGACAGUUGCUGUAUUUUCUAUCUUUGCUGUUCUUUUCUUUCCUCUUUGUUUGUCUUGUUAUGCCCUCUAGGAAAUAGAAUUGGACUUGAACAACAGCAGCAACAACAAUAGCUCCCGUGUAUCCAACUAACUACUUCAUUUACCCAAAAGAACAGUUAUUCCCAUAGAAUAAUAGAAUAUCAGGGUUGGAAGGAACCUCAGGAGGUCAUCUAGUCCAACCCCCUGCUCAAAGCAGGACCAAUCCCCAACUAAAUCAUCCCAGCCAGGGCUUUGUCAAGCCUGGCCUUAAAAACCUCUAGGGAAGGAGAUUCCACCCAUCUUUAAUACCCUGUAAGAGACCAUCAGGCAAAGGUUCUUUUCCUUCUAAAGACCCUCUCCUGCUAAAUGGAAUGAGGAUGUUGUUAAAAUGAAAACCUUACUUAAUACCUUGCAUUUCAAAUGCUUUACCUGUUUUUCCUUCUUUCUGUAUCUUUAAUAAAAAGUUAUAAAGGAUGUUUAAUAGUGUGUUUGCCAUGGUACUAAGCAACCUGAGGUCUGUGUGUGCACCAAACCCUGAACCUUGUUUACCACUGUUUAAUGUUGGACAGUGACAGGGUCAUAUCAAUACCUUUAACUCUUUUGACUCUUGUAUUCCAUCUAAAUUAAUAAAAAAGUGCAGUGAGAUAUCUUUCUCACGGACUCUCUAGUUUGUUCUUUCUGCUGUAUGAGUUACUGAUUAUCCAAUCACCCUUGUGUUAACAGGCAGUCGAAUUUAUUGUAUUUUAAACUUAGGUUACCACCACAGAUGAGGAGAGUCCUAAAAGUGAUCCUCAUUUAUUUUUUCCCCUUUUUUACAAAACCAUGUGAUUCCAUGAUCACUCUAGCAAAGGAGAUUCAGAAAAUAGAUCUAGUUAAAUAUAUUCUAGCAUUGCACUCUGUUAAGGAGAAAUGUAACCUAGAACAUCUGCAGGUCUUUUUGCAAUAGGUUGCUAAAACCUGCAAAAGUCUACUUAAUACAGGGGGGGAAUGAAGAAAAACUGCGUUGUUUACAAAAUGAGUUCCAGAUUUCAUAAGGUUUUUUCCUUUCUCUCUCUCUUUCUCUUGAUUAAACCCACAGUAAUUUUUCAAAGUUAAUAUGCAUUUCUGCAGUCUCAAGUCACAACGCCAGCUGGUUCCAAAGUUUGGCAGCAAGGCAUCUGAAAGUUUGUUUCCUGUACUCAGUCUUCAGUUUUGCAAAGGUUACCAGAUGAAUGCUCCCUAAAUAAUUUAAUCUAAUGUAAGGCUGGAAGAGGCUACGAAGACAAGUCCAUUUGUCUCCUUUAUGCAUUUGAAUAUAGAAGUGAUUUUUUUUCAGUCUCAGGAAAGGGUGCCGCGUGAGUGUGGCUGGAAUGGGAGGUGGGAACUGUUCUCUUCUGAGCAAUCUGGCAGUUGUAUUGAAAUGCCAACGGCUUUUUGCUGUAGAAAAUAUUAUUAAGAAUCAUGAUGGAAAACCAACCCUGUUUAUCUUCCAGUUUGGAUGAGCUUCUCAAGGGAACCUCCCCAAAACGUAAUUUUAAUUUUCAAAUAAGCAAAGCUCAAUUUAAAAUUCUCUUGGUAUUUUUUAAAAAAAAAGCCAAAAGUAUUUAAAAUAUUAAACUUGCUCGAGUGAGACAUUGGAAUUUACAAGUAAAAUAAAUAAUACAAUCAAGAACUGAAAAACAUAGAUUUUUAUAAUUAACAGCUCAUUUUGAGUUAAUUAUCUACAAUUACCAAAAUCUAAUUGCAAUUUAUUCUCUAUUAUCUGUGGAGAGAAUCAUAGGCAAGGGAGUCUGCAUCAUUGGCAUUCAUAGGAUGGGUACAAAUAAUGGACGAGCCCUUAAUGGAAAAACAAAAGCAAAUAGGAGCGUGCAGCUGUGCCAAGCUAGCGAGAGGUAAUUGUAGUCAGAAAUGAGGUAUGGACUUUAAAGGCAUCUUGUCAUCUCCUGUAGGGCAUAAUUUUUUACCUACUUGAAGAAAAGAUUUCAAGAGCAAAUAUAGAGCAGUUUGAUUUCUGUCUGAGCUAUUCAUGGCAAUCUGCCUGUUUGUGGAAGGGGAAACUUUGACUCUGGGGAACACUUUAAAUAUACCGAACUUUUGAAUGGAUAUGUGUUUCGUUUCCUCUACUAUAAGUACCCUUUACAUUUAACUAAUUAUCAAAGCCUUUCAACAAAUGUUGCCCAUCUCUGCCUGCUUGGAUCCUCCUGAUGCGAAUUUGUAAUGCUGAAUUUGUCACUUCACUGUCAGGUGUAAACAGAAGGAGGGACUCGCUUGGGAAAAAUGCUCUUUUCCUGAUACACAGAUUGGCCAUCUCUAGGCAGCGGCAGUAUCUGCCCUUGCAGGAUCUCCAGUUCUCUCAGGCACAGCCAUGGGAGCAGGGCUUUAUUGGGGAUAGUUUUCACUAGCUUGGUGUGCACAUGGGUGAGUCCAGGAUUGAUCUUCAGCAAAAGAUGUAUAACUUCUAAAAUUAGAGGCAAGUUCUGUUUGUAGAAUUUCUUUUCAAGUCUGCCCCAUGGUGUUAGAUGCUUUAAAAUAUUCAAAAAUAAAAGCAUAACCUACUGUAUUUGAUUAGCUUAAGACAGCUUUUUAAAACACAUUUCCCAUCUCUCAGGUGCCGAUGCCUGGUACAUGCUCAAGUACCCACUCCUUGCUCAUUCAGGAGGAUCUGUUCACAUGGCACCUGCUUUUGUGCAUACUCCUGAUAACUGCAUCGGAGAGAGAGGAAUUUUAAAACAAUCCACCAAUUUCCCCUUUGUUUGCUCUGAAUAUGAAUAUAGUACACCAUGGAAACGAGGGUUGUCUAAUAGCUCUGACUAAAGCCAAAUAUAGUUCAGAGAGAUGCUGUGCAAGUACCCCUCCUUUUAACUCUUCUGUGUGCUUAAAUGCUAACCUAUAGCAUUCCUUGCUGUUGUUUGCUUUGUCCCGUCAGCAUCUCUGUCAAUGCACCUUGUUCCUUUCUUCCCUAUAGCACCCUCUGCUAAUCCAUUUCUGGGACCUCACGCAACUCUGCCAGCCUUCCUCAACCCUCACGUGAACAUGUUUCAUAUAGGAACAUUUGAGAAAAUUAGUAUCAAAUACGUUUGUUAUAGAAAGGCACCCUUUGAAUGGACAGUCCCUGUUACAGGAUUUUUUUCCCUCCAGUACUAGAGAUUUUCCAGCUGUAAUUUGCAACCACUUAUUUCAUCAAACACUUUUCUCAUUUGUGUGUGUGGAUCUAUCUCACCCUUGUGUGUUUUUCCCUCUUAUAUUUUUAGUUAGCUGGAAAUAUCAAACACAGAAUUUAAUAGCACUUUCCCUCUAUUGAAAUGUUCGUCGUUAUGGUGAUAGUUCCAGGAGGGAACACUAUCAAGGGUCUUUUAGAAGAUUUUAUGUUUACGGUAUAACUUUUUUAUUAUUUUAUGAGAAAAGGUGACUGUUAUCUUUGCUCCUUGUUAAAUACAUAUUAUUGACUCUAUUUUUUUAGGAUUGUUUGAAUUGUUAUGUAUCUUGUGCUAGCUAUACCGAUGUGUCCAAAUAUUCUAGACAAUUACAUAUAAAUGCAAAAGAAUGGCUUGCAGCCCUUCCUGCUGUUCCAGGCAUGUGAUUUAUUUCACACACUCUUUGAAAAAAAAAAAUCAAACCUCACAAUUAUGCAAAUACACUUCUGUCCUAACCGGCAGCACCCCAGCUUUUCCAGUCCUCAAGGACUCCCAUCAGUAUAGCUUUGCCAGUGCAUCUUGGUAGCAAACGGCAGCACCCCUGUUAUUUCACACCUGGGGCCAUCUGUCAAUUCUCCUCAAUCACGACAUGCAUCACCUCCUGCUAUUCCAGUCUGGAGUCUCUAGAGAAGAAACUGCCAAUCGUGCCAGAACGUUCAGUGUUUGACUAAGACCACCAAAUUCCAGUUCAUUUAUGAGUUGUUCCCUGCUCUCUAGAGGUGCGUUUAAUAACCCAAUGUGCCACUUAGGCAACUUAUGCAUUUACUGAAUGCAGCUGGCUAGGAUGUUUUUUCUUCUCCUCCUGAAUAUUUUUAAAACUGGCAGAUUGACAGCAUUAAAACAGACAGAAAUCAACUGUGCUUGCAAAUGGCUUAUAGACUCUUUUUUACUUUGGGUAGCUGGAAACUGCUUGCCCAGUUGUUAGUGUCCAUUUUAACACCCAGGCUUUCUCUCUCUGUGGCAGAUUAUUUUACACUGAAGUUGGUAGCAUAAUCAGCUGGGAAACUCAGAGAGAAUUUAUUUGGUCAAUAAAAAUGUACUUGACGUAUCUGCAAGAAGUGCAAAUGCUGAAUUAGCUGCAGAGACACAUCUCUGGCCUGGUCCACACUAACCCCCCACUUCGAACUAAGGUGCGCAACUUCAGCUACGUGAAUAACAUAGCUGAAGUCGAAG